Zalophus californianus (California sea lion) is the source of this 6160-nucleotide messenger RNA. RefSeq names its product Rho GTPase activating protein 28 (gene ARHGAP28). The transcript is spliced from 20 exons. The record is from RefSeq and is a predicted model, not a curated record. Gene Ontology annotation, biological process: signal transduction; regulation of small GTPase mediated signal transduction; negative regulation of stress fiber assembly. Lineage: Eukaryota; Metazoa; Chordata; Mammalia; Carnivora; Otariidae. The coding region runs from base 266 to 2362 and encodes 698 amino acids. Gene Ontology annotation, molecular function: GTPase activator activity. Gene Ontology annotation, cellular component: cytoplasm.
GGUGCUGACCGCCUACCACUCGUACGCUCGCUCCCAGCCGCCCAGCUCCGAGCCACGCUGCGCGCCCAGGGCCACCGCCAGCCACCCGGGCAGCAGAAUCACUACUUCACAUCUGUCAGCAAAGCACUGGCCUAACUUUGCAGCUUAAGCAGGGGUCAGAACAUCUGGAUCCAUCUGCUGAUAUGUUUUUAGUUAAGAUGUUUUUUCUGAAAAACUAUCCUGACCAGAUACUCUUAAAGAAAAAUUUAAGAAAAUUUUCCUAACUAUGCCAGCAUCUGAAAAGGGAAAAUCUAUUUCUCGCUGCCGAAGAAUUAACAGGAUGCUCUCCAAUGAAUCUCUACAUUCUCCUGCAUUUAGCCGCUCCAACUCACAAGCCUCCAUAGACAGCACCUCCAUGGAGGAUUUCUUGCGGGAAAUAGAAAGCAUUAAAGAGAACAGCAUAGGCAGCGUGGGAGGACAGGAAGAGCAGAUACCAGCUGAGGUCAAACCUGUGGAUGAAGGAGAACUUGAAGCAGAGUGGUUGCAAGACGUGGGUUUAUCAACCCUGAUCUCGGGUGAUGAAGAGGAGGAUGGCAAAGCCUUGCUCUCUACGCUGACUCGAACCCAAGCAGCUGCAGUGAAAAAGAGAUAUAACACUUACACUCAAACCAUGAGAAAAAAGAACAAGCAAUCUGUUCGGGAUGUCAGAGACAUCUUUGGAGUCAGCGAAUCUCCUCCAGGUGAUACCUGUGACAACCAUCCUGCUCAGUUGGAUGGAACCCAGGAGGAAAAAGAGCUGCCAGGAGUUAUCAAAACAAGUGGUUCCUUGCCAGAUGAUGCUUCCCUCAACAGUACCACCCUGUCAGAUGGUUCCCAAGAUGAAGAAGGGAGUUUUGCAGUUCCUAGGAGUGGCCCUGUGUCUAUACUUGAGACUAUUCCAGCUCUACCAGUUCAUUCCAACGGAUCUCCAGACCCUGGACAGUCAGUUCAGAGUGCAAUGAGUGAUGAUGAUUAUGUGAAAAAAAAUAUUCCACCAGAAACUGAAGAGCUGUCCUUUGAAGUAUCUUAUUCAGAAAUGGUUACAGAGGCUCCAAAAAGAAGUAAAUUUAAGAAGUCAAAUUUUAAGAAAGAGGACUAUGCUUUAACUAAAUUUAUUGUCCAGAAAACCAGAUUUGGCCUAACCGAAGCAGGAGAUCUGUCUGCUGAAGACAUGAAGAAAAUCCGCCAUCUCUCUCUCAUUGAACUGACUGCCUUUUUUGAUGCCUUUGGAAUCCAGUUGAAAAGAAACAAAACUGAGAAAGUAAAAGGACGAGACAAUGGUAUUUUUGGCGUUCCACUUACAGUCCUAUUGGACAGUGACCGAAAGAAAGACCCUGGAGUGAAGGUCCCCCUGGUGUUACAAAAAUUUUUUGAGAAAGUUGAGGAAUCGGGCCUGGAAUCUGAAGGAAUUUUUCGACUUUCAGGAUGCACUGCCAAAGUCAAGCAAUACCGUGAAGAACUGGAUGCCAAGUUUAAUGCUGAUAAAUUUAAAUGGGACAGAAUGUGCCAUAGAGAAGCUGCAGUAAUGUUGAAGGCAUUUUUCAGAGAACUACCCACCUCUCUUUUCCCUGUGGAAUAUAUACCUGCCUUCAUCACUCUCAUGGAAAGAGGGCCUCACAUCAAAGUACAGUUUCAAGCUUUACAUCUCAUGGUCAUGGCACUGCCCGAUGCCAACAGGGACACAGCCCAGGCCCUCAUGACAUUCUUCAAUAAAGUGAUUGCCAACGAAUCAAAAAACCGAAUGAGUAUAUGGAACAUUUCUACUAUAAUGGCACCAAACCUUUUCUUCAGUCGAAGCAAACAUUCUGAUUAUGAAGAAUUACAGUUAGCAAAUACUGCAGCCCACAUCAUCCGCCUAAUGCUUAAAUACCAGAAAAUUCUGUGGAAGGUUCCAUCUUUCUUAAUCACGCAAGUCAGAAGAAUGAACGAGGCUACCAUGUUGUUAAAGAAGCAGCUCCCAAGUGUCAAAAAGCUGCUGAGGAGGAAGACCAUAGAACGAGAGGUUAUAAGCCCCAAGACUUCAAAGGUACUGCAAAAAUCACCCUCUUCGAGAAGAAUGUCUGACGUGCCGGAAGGAGUCAUAAGGGUCCAUGCUCCACUUCUCUCUAAGGUGUCCAUGGCCAUUCAGCUCACUAGUCACACCAAGGCCAAAGACAUACUGGCAAAAUUUCAAUAUGAGAACAGUCAUGGUUCAUCAGAAUGCAUUAAGAUUCAGAAUCAACGGUUAUAUGAAAUUGGAGGAAAUAUAGGGCAGCAUUGCUUGGAUCCAGACGCUUAUGUAUUGGAUGUAUAUCAUGUAAAUCCUCAAGCAGAGUGGGUGAUUAAACCCCAACCAAGUUUUUGAAAUAAUCCCCAAGAUGGCAGCUAUCAUGUAUUAUAUGCCAAGAAGAUUCUACAUUUGGUAGGGAAAAUAACAAGACUGUUUUUGACAUGUUUGUUCCAAUAACCCUCUUGGUGUUUCUCAGCCCAAGUGGUGUCUCCCAGCAUUGUCAACAUGAACUGUGGAGGAGGAGCUGGUUUACUGAGCUGAGGCAUUCUCCUAUGGUUCCUUGAUAAUGGUGAAGGAAAGACGCUGUGAUUGUUCCAGAAGAAAGGCCAAUCUAGCAUAUGGAACUCUAAUCAUUUCUAGUACUUUGACUUCACAGCAGAAAUGAACUUCGUCUUAUACCUAACGAUAAAAAACACUCCUUUUUGUAGCAGAUGCUACCAAACACAAGAGAUGGAAGAGAGUCUUUUUUAUACUUAUCUUAUAUACAUAUGUUGACCUUUCUGAACAAUGCCAGAAAUAUCAAUAAUAUCUGCUCUGCAAAAUAAUUCAGAUCUGCUUUUCAAAGGGAAUCAGUUUCUAAAGUUAUGCAUACAAUAUUGUUGCUCUGACUUGCUCCCAAAUUGGAGGAGGAUGAACUUCUGUUGAAAGAACACUGUAUUGUUAAGUAUGUUGUACUGUAUUAUGACUGUCCGCAUCUGGUGCAAGUGAACAUUUCUCUCUUGUAGAUUAUUGAAAAUUGAUAUUUAUAAAGCUUAUUCUCUUAGGAGCACAGGUUCCAUAGCAAAUGACAGAGGGUGUUCUUAUGCUUUCAUAACCUUCUGUGUAGUUAAUAGUCACAGAACCUCUAUCUUUUCAACAUGAUUAUGGUGCUCAAUGAAAAACUUUCUCUGUGCCAGGCACAGAUUUCUUUUCCUGAUCAAACAUAUCAUUUUUUAAUAUUUUACAACUAUAGAUAGUCACUUCUAUAGCCCCAAUUUAAAAAUAUAGAAUUGUCUUUAUCCAGCUACUCUUCAUCCAAAAGUACUGAAAAAUACUGUUAUAUCCAGAUUUUAUAUGCUGUAAAAGCAAAUUAUUUCUGUUCAUCAAUCAUAGACAUGGCCAAGCACUAUGGAUUAGCCUCAGGCUUUAAAAUCAGAUGCAUAUUUGGUAAGCUGGAAACUAUUCUUGCUAUGAAGAUCCUGCAGAGCCAUUUUCCAGACCUGCAGUUGAUGAGAACACACUGUUCUCCACAAUCUAAUGGAGAGCAAAUCUGCCAUGUGCUGAGCGGUCAGACAGCUCUGCCUUUCAUCUUGAGAUUGCAGAUACAGUUCUAGGGUUAGCUAGAAAUGGGGACAGAGGUCUCAUUUAUCCUACAUGUGUGCUUUGGAUUAGAAUCCACAGAUUGAUAUUUCAUUGAAUUUAUAAUAAUUUUAAUGAGAUUUAAUGUCCAGAUGACUCUUUUGCAGUUCGAACAAUAAAGUUACAGAUACAGAAAACAUUUUACCAAUGCUUUGGAAACCAAAUGUUUUUACCGAUGUUUCUACUUAACAGUUCUCAAAACAUGAUGUGAUAAUAAUUUAAGCCCACAUAUAGAAGAAAUCUUUUUUUUUUCUUUUUUUUUUUAAAGUAGGCUCCACACCCAGCAUGGAGCCCAACGCGGGACUUGAACUCAUGACCCUGAGAUCAAGACCUGAGCCAAAAUCAAGAGUCGGAUACUUAACCGACUGAGCAACCUAGGUACCCCUAAAAGAAAUCUUUUAUAUGCAGCAUUAUUAUGCCUAGAUAUCUCUAAAAACAUUAUUUAUAUUCAACAUGUAGAUAAUUAUGUUUCUGGCCACUAGGGUUUUGUUAUAUUUUUUAUAAAAAAGUCAAAUAUCUAUUCAUUUUAUUUGUUUGAGAAUUUUUAUUUCCUGUGCCUGAAAAUCCAUUAGAAGAUAAACAUGUAUCCUGUAGGUUUUUAUUUAUUCCUACAUUUCAUCAUUUUUCAAUGUUUGGUUAAUUGAUGGCAUGUGAGUUUACAUAAUGCAUUUCAAGAGUCUGAAAAAAUGCUUUUAUUGUUUUUGAAAUUCAGACAACAGGAGGAAACAUUUUACUUUGUGCAGUUGCUAACUUCCAGGGCAUAAGAUGGAAGUAAUUUAUACCCACACACGGAAGAAAUUCUUCGAAUUAGCUAUCUUAUAUUUCUCUGUAUUACAUGAAAACGGGGACUGAUUUUUCUCAUUGUGUUUCCUAUAGUUUCAAAUAGUUAAAUUCUAUUGUAGAAGAUUUUUUUUUAUAGAAGAUUUACAGAUCUAAUUUUUUAUUUGAGAGUUUUCCCAUCUUUGGACUGAAAACACAUUAGAACCUAUAUAUAAGUUCUAAAGGUUUUAAGAUCUACUCCACUUGUCAUUAGUUUUAAAUAAGUGGCUGACAGAUGACAGGUGAACAACUGUUUCUGAAUUUCUUACUUUUGUGUGGUGUCAGAUGUCGAAGACUUAGCUGACUCAAUAGCUUUAAAUUAAUCACUUGAAUGUAUUUAAGUGUGUGUGACAACUUUCAAAUAACUGUAAUAUGGAAGGCCAUGUCAAUACCAAGAUCUUUGGAUAUAACUUUUAUUCUUUGUCACAGGAUUAACUAAGUGAUUAGAGGAGAAUUUCAGUAGACACAGAGACUAAUUUUUGUAUGAGUAGAGGUUCUUUUUACUAAUUUUAUUCUUAAAGAACAAACCCCUACAAUUACAAUUCAAAAAUGUCUGUCAAAUAAUUAUUGAAACUAUCUUUGCUUUAUCAAAAGUUAUUUUAAAAUAGUUACAGUAGUCUGUAAAAAUGAGUAGUAUAUUUGCAAACAAAAGAAGAGUCAGAUCCUGGGCUUUCUAGAUUCAGUUCUUACUUGUUUCCCACCCACCUCCUCCCAAGUGCUCUUGGUGUACAGUCAGGAAAAUAAUAUCCAGGAAGGUAUUAGAGAAAGUUAACAUUUUAGUGACACUUAUUCAGAAAAAACCCUAGAGCUGGCUCAUUGUUUUCUCCAUUUUGUGAAAGAGGAUCCCUUUGUUAAGCAGCUAAUUGGGGGAUAUGAUUCUUAGAGCCAGUGAUCUUCAAAUAAACUGGAAUAUUAAUUUCGUUACAAUGUGUACACAGUAUAAACUACCUCACUUGCCUUUCUUAGGAAAAAAAUUAAUGGACUUUAACAGUUUUUGUUACAAACUGUCCCUGAGUCAUCUUAUUUAAGUCACUUCAGUUAGCUUUCAGUGUACAUUUAAUAAUAUACAUUUAAUGAUGUAAAAUAUUUUUAGUGCAAGCUUUAAAGCCAAAAAUACUCUGUAACUGUGACCUGUGGUAUACUCUGAGAGAAUUCAUGUCCCUUAGUCACUGUCUUGUGUGUUUCACCAUUGUUGCAAUGCAGGUUUUCAAGUGUGGGAAUUAAUAGUCAUCUCUUCUUUCAGGCAUUUUUCAACUGCUUUCCCCAUAUUGCACUUGACUGAAAAGUUAACAUGAGAUUAAAACAUCCCUUCUUUCUUUCAAUCAUAUUUCAGCUGUUUUUCACAAAUGUUUUAUAUGCCUGAAAAGAAUAUGUAUUAUGGGAUUAAAUAGUUCCUAGUUUCUGACAGACAUUUUCAACUGUUUUCCAUAAAUAUGUCAUUUAAAAAAAAUAAUAUGACAUAGAUUAAAAUGUUUCUUUCAAACAUUUUGAAUAGUUUUACACAUACACAUACCUUAAUUUAAAAACAACAUCUUUUCUUUCAGUCAUUUUCCAACUAUUUUCUGAAACAAUGUGAUCUGAUUAGAAAUUUAAUGACACAAGAAAUGCCAAUGUUUUAUGUUGUCUCCCAUCUCAAAAGUUAAUAUUCUUUCGUCCCACCUUUCAUUGUUAAGUAUAAUAUGUAUGUUGCAUUUUAUCCAUAAAAAUAAAGAGAAA